Molecule: messenger RNA, 1491 nt
Organism: Phaeoacremonium minimum UCRPA7
Lineage: Eukaryota; Fungi; Ascomycota; Sordariomycetes; Togniniales; Togniniaceae
Product: putative autophagy protein
Exons: 2
Coding region: 1-1491 (496 amino acids)
Biological process (GO): late endosome to vacuole transport; autophagy; autophagosome assembly
Cellular component (GO): phosphatidylinositol 3-kinase complex, class III, type I; phosphatidylinositol 3-kinase complex, class III, type II; phagophore assembly site
Source: RefSeq, a predicted model, not a curated record
AUGCUUUGCCAGAAGUGCCGCGGUCCUCUCCGCCUGGACAACUCUCUGGAGGAUCUCAACCCAGCAGCAUAUGAUCUGCUAGUUGCUGCAUCCUCUCAGCAGCCGUCCAAGAAGGCACCCGCAUCACACGUAUCACCUCCUCUCGACAGUGGACGCAAAGCUCUCUAUGAAAGGGCUUCGAAGAAUGCGGCUCCCGCUCCCUUCAGGCGGCACGCUGGCGCCGGCCACCCUCGCGACAGCUCGGCCAUGUCCUUCGUCCUUCUGACCGAGUCGCAAGUGGCAACGCCGCCGAGUCUACCGCCUCGUCGGGAUGCCCAGACUUCCGGAAGUCGGCAGGAGAAAGGUAAAGAUGACGGGGCCGGUUUGGAUGAAGAGGACAAGAGCAAGUCGUACGAGAUGGAGCGCAUAACGAAGCUCUUCGAAAUCCUCUCGGCGCGCUCGGACAUCGAUCACCCCGUGUGUGUGGAAUGCACAGACAUCCUUCUCGAUGGACUACAGAAACGUCUGGAGACGGCAGCUAGGGAGAGAGAUGCGUAUGUCGGCUACCUUAAGAAACUACAGGCUGAAGCGCCAACAGAGGAGGAACUACGAGCGCAAGAGGAAGCGCUAGCAAGAACGAAACUAGAAGAGUCCGGUGCUUUGGAGGAGCUACUAAAACUCGAGAAAGAGAAGGCCUCGCUCGAUGAGGAGAUACUUGCUCUUGAGGAGGAAUCGAGGCAGCUCGAUGCCGAGGAGGAGCAGUUCUGGCGGGAUCGGAACUCUUUCGCGACGAAGCUCACGGACUUCCAGAACGAGCGUGAUAGUAUCAACUCAAAGUUCGACCACGAUUCACGACUUCUUGAGAAACUACAACGAUCGAACGUAUAUAAUGACACGUUCUGUAUCAGCCAUGAUGGCACUUUCGCCACUAUCAACGGCCUGCGGCUGGGUCGUCUCUCUAAUAAGCCGGUCGACUGGCCGGAGAUCAACGCCGCUUGGGGUCAUGCGCUCCUUCUCCUCGUUACCGUGGCCGACAAGCUGCGUUACAAAUUCGAUGGUUUCGAGCCACAACCUAUGGGCUCUACAUCUCGUAUCAUUCGGUACGACAUUCCCUCGCCCGCAUCCUCACGUCUAGGAGCCCGGCAAGCCAGCAACGCUCCACCACCGGCGCCUAAGAAGCACGUGCUCGAGCUCUUCUCGUCCGGCGAUAUGCCCCUGGGUCUCACCUUCAUGCACCGCCGGUUCGACAAUGCAAUGGUGGCAUUUCUGGAGCUGGUGCGCCAGCUGGGCGUGUUCGUGCAGCGGCAGACAGCCGCGGACGGUAAGCCGCUCAGCUUGCCCUACCGAAUCGAGGGCGACCGCAUCGGCGACGUCAGCAUCAAGCUGGGUAUUGCGCAGGAUGAUGGCUGGACUAAAGCCUGCAAAUUGACACUGACGUGCUGUAAGUUCCUGCUGGCACAUGCGAGUAAUGUGAAUGCGGUGUCGAAUGGACGGGGUCAGGCCACUGCCUGA